Molecule: messenger RNA, 1035 nt
Organism: Parastagonospora nodorum SN15
Lineage: Eukaryota; Fungi; Ascomycota; Dothideomycetes; Pleosporales; Phaeosphaeriaceae
Exons: 2
Coding region: 1-1035 (344 amino acids)
Source: RefSeq, a predicted model, not a curated record
AUGGGUCACCGCGAGCAGUCACGCAAGGCUACAGGCAGCAGCGACCGAGGCCGCCCACACCAUCGGAGCGGCUCUUCAGCCUCACAACAUCUACGUCCAUAUGAGCAGCCACAAGGCUCGCCAUGCUCAGAAGACAGCCGACAUGCGGCCACCCGCCAUGUAUCGCCCUCCUCCGAACAUGGCCUUUUCCCUGCGCCUACCCGUCGCCUAAGCGAGCAGCCUGAGGCACCAAGCCGCCAACUGAGCGAGCAAGCAGCAGCGCGCCGGUACAGCGAGAUCUCCCGCGUAGAAUCCCCAAGCGCUUCUCCCUUGAAGAAGAAGAGCAGCGGUAGCAGCAGCAGUGAUUCCUGGGAUCUGCUUGAGCAAGACGAAGGCCCUGCAGCACUGGAUUCAAGUGCUCUGCCUUCCUACAAUUUCCCUGGAACCUGGCCUGCCGCCUUCAACGACACCACCACAGCACUUACGCAAAUCGGCUCGGCAACAGCUUCGUAUGCUUCAGCGCUCACCAGGUCCGGCAUCGGCAAGGCAGGCUGGUCUGUCGGCGCCGCGCUCGCGUCAACAGCGAAUAGACGCGCCCUUUCACUUGUCGACUGGGCUGCUGGUCGUACUGGCACAGGAGAGGACAACCUCCCAAGGCCAAUCGGACGCUGGUUAAAGGGCGGACGGAAGACCAAGGAAGAACGUCGGCGCGCGGAGAGGAAGAAGAAGGAAAAAGAGGCAAGGAGGGCCAGGGGCGAUCCGUCCCCAGAAGCCUCGGACGAUAACUUCGAGAGUCCUCUAUUCAAGGACGAUGAGGGUCCUUUCACUCUCGAGACGUCUGAGAUGAAUAACGCUGGCGACUUCGUGGAUGGACAGAGGGCAGUUCAGAUGGAGGAAGAGGAGGAGGAGGAGGAUGACCGUGGCUUCACCCCAGCGACUACGACUACGAUAGGCGGAAGGGCCGUCGAGAGACACGGUAGGAGUAGUCUUGAAGGUUACGAAGAGGAUGAGGUCGAAGAUGAUGGAAUGAAGAGGCUCUUCCAGUACGACGAUUAG